Molecule: messenger RNA, 2670 nt
Organism: Papilio xuthus (Asian swallowtail)
Lineage: Eukaryota; Metazoa; Arthropoda; Insecta; Lepidoptera; Papilionidae
Product: mitogen-activated protein kinase kinase kinase 13
Exons: 7
Coding region: 190-1758 (522 amino acids)
Biological process (GO): protein phosphorylation
Cellular component (GO): cytoplasm
Molecular function (GO): protein serine/threonine kinase activity; ATP binding
Source: RefSeq, a predicted model, not a curated record
UACUCUUUGACUCAGUCAGUUCAUUCGUCGAUGUCGAAUUAGUUCAAAUUCGAUCGCAGAUCACAAUUUUCAGUUUCGUGAAGUGUCGUACCGCUUCAUGAUUAAUUUUCAUCAGUUUGUGCGAUCAGCAAUGAGCUGCGGAUAUUAACAUCAUAACAAAACCAAAAAAGAAGCUCACGAGUGUGCAAGAUGGAGGAAGAUAUGGUAGAUAAUAGUACAGUUCGCAUUAUUAUUAAAGACGAAGAUUCAGUCCUUGAAAGGUCAGCCAUUGCAAACGAACAAGAUUCGUGUUGGCCUGAAAAAAUGAUGCGGUGCAUAUAUAAUUUAGCAUCAUACUUCCGGAAGCCAGAUAUAAAAUGUGAAAACGAAGAAGUUUGGGAGGUUCCUUAUGAAUCUAUUACUGACCAUGUAUACAUUGGAUCUGGAGCCCAAGGAGUAGUAUACAGGGGUAUAUUGCGAGGAGAGAUGGUGGCUGUCAAAAAGCUCACAAAAAAGUCAGAAACUGAUAUCAAACAUCUUAGGAAGUUGAACCAUGAGAAUAUUGUUCGAUUCCGUGGUGUAUGCAGCGAGCCACCAUACUGCAUUAUUAUGGAGUACUGUCAGUAUGGACGUCUGUUUGAAUUCCUGCAUAGUGGCGUCAGUUUCACUCCUAGCCAGAUUCUGAAGUGGGCUAAGGAAAUUGCCCAGGGUAUGAGCUAUCUUCAUAGCCACAAGAUUAUACACCGUGACUUAAAAAGUCCCAAUCUUUUGAUUGCGGAUAAUUUAGUGGUGAAAGUUAGCGACUUUGGUACUAGUCGCGAAUGGAAUGAUGUUAGCGAGAUAAUGAGUUUCACAGGCACGGUGGCUUGGAUGGCACCGGAAGUGAUACGCCAUGAGCCAUGUUCUGAGCGGGUUGAUGUAUGGUCAUAUGGUGUUGUAUUGUGGGAGUUGCUCACUCAGGAGGUUCCUUACAAGAGUCUUGAGACUCAUGCAGUGAUGUGGGGAGUCGGAACUGACACUAUUUCACUCCACAUCCCAUCCACCUGCCCGGACAGCCUCCACUUAUUGCUGAACCAGUGCUGGAGUCGCAUACCACGUAACAGGCCACCAUUCAAGAUCAUUUUGGCGCAUUUGGACGUUGCUGGUGAUGAACUGAACGCAAUGUACUUGGACCGCUUCAGCGAAAUCCAAAGUGGUUGGCGACAGGAAGUGCGCCAUAGCAUGGAGAAAAUGUAUGCAAGACCCGAGCAGCUGCAAGCGCAAGAGGCAACCAAGCGUCGCGAAGAAGAGAAACAAGCUCGCCGAAUGUAUGAGAAGCAAUUGAUGCGCGCUAACGAACUGUACAUGGAGGUGUGCUCCGUCCGCCUCCAGCUGGAGCAGCGUGAGAAGGAUAUUGCCGAGCGCGAAAAAGCUUUGAAGAACUGCCACUGCAAAUCACGCAAGAAGUUUAAGCAGUACAAUCGUCAGACGUCUACGUCAUCUGAUGGAGUGAAGGUUCCAUCGCCAUGCAAGCAGCCCAACAAUGAUGCUCUGCGCCGCCGCAAGAAGAAGCAGCCGCAGCCGAACCCUCACGCUCAGGUGCUGGUGAACCUUGUCAACUCGGAGACCGUGUCCAUCGCAGUUCUUGAUGACCGCACUGGCUGCGAAUGCGACAACAUCAUUGACAACAACAACAUUGAAACUAUGCUGCCGAUGAAAGAUUCCUUUGUUGAGGCCAAUGGCAAUGAUGUUAAGGACAUUGCCUGCAAUGUUCACUUCAAUAAAUUGUCCCUCGUGUAAACUCACUUUUAAAGUCUAUUCACAUUUUGAACAGCUCUAUGCGGCGGCAUAACAUUUCUCAUUCAUAUGUAUGUCAUUGAUUAUUUACUUAAUAUAGGAUAUAACAGUAUUAGUACUGUUGAUGCAUUUUCAAAGUAAAUCACUUGCAUCUCUUUUCUGUAUUUAAUGUGUUUGUAUGCCAUUUAGAAUGGUUCUAACUUAGAAUAUGACUUUGAUAAGGCACUUGUGUGGAUUUCUACGUUCUUAUAGUGAGUUACACUGGCCUAAAAGUUUACCUAAUUAUUUCAGUAUUAUUUGUUGAUAUUAUUAUUUAAUUUCUACUUUAGUUCCUUAGUUUUUAUAUUAUUUUGUUGAUAUGAGUUGAAUCUAUGACGAAUGAAAGGAAAUUCAUUAAAAAAUGGGUAACAUUCCUAUGACAAGUUUUGUACUUUUUGGGAUCAAUUCUAUAUUGCUAUUUAAAGAAAUAGAGGCAUUUCUGCCGUAUUUAUUUGGUAUAAUUUAUUUUGUGUUUACAAGAGCUUUUCUAUUUUAUAUGAAUAAAAAUUAUUUUUGUACUGUGGUUUUCGAAGCAGAAAUUGUUACAAGGGGGGAAUUUUUUAUAGAAAAAUAAAAUUGGUUUUGCAAACUGGAAGACAUGGUAUUAGAUUACUCGGCUGUAACAAUUUUUGUCUGGAACAAAGAAUGUGUGAGAUUUACAAAGAUAGAAGUAUUACUUCGAGUUAAGAAAACAAUCUCAAAAUAUUUCUAAUAGUAAAAAAUUUUUUUAUGUCUUUAUUUUUACUUUGUAUUUUUAUAUUUUUUUUUAAGUAUUUUUUAUUAUGUCAUUCCUAACUAUUCUGUCUGAAAUGCAAAUUAUAUAAUAUAUAGCUGCGUGUUAAAUGUUAGUAAUAAAUAAAAAAAAAUUGAUGUUUA